CUUCCUCUGCUCGCGGUAGGCAAGUAGACGUAACUGUCGUAAGUUAGCGGUUGAAAUUAGAUCUUAUUGAUACUCCUACAGCGCUGAACGUUGUUUCGGAAAAGUGACAGCGUUGCUGGUUCUGCCGGUGACCGACUGGUUUUGUAAACCAGUUAUUCGACUGUUUAGUCGGUCCCCUCCUCCUCACCCCCCGCUUUGUGCCGGUACGGUGGCCGAGGAGGCUCUCGUGCGGCGGAAGUACCGGGCGGGUGGGUGUGCGUACCCGGGACUGAGGUGCACGUGGCGCCGGUAGGAGCGAGCAUGUCUUUCCGAGGCGGAGGUCGUGGAGGCUUUAAUCGAGGUGGCGGCUUCGGUCGCGGCGGCAGCAACAACCACUUCCGAGGUGGAGGCGGCGGUAAUUUCAGAGGCGGCGGCGGCGGCAGAGGAGGAUUUGGACGAGGGGGUGGCCGCGGAGGCUUUAACAAAGGGCAAGACCAAGGACCUCCAGAACAAGUAGUUUUAUUGGGAGAGUUCCUGCACCCCUGUGAAGAUGACAUAGUUUGUAAAUGUACCACAGAUGAAAAUAAGGUGCCUUAUUUCAAUGCUCCAGUUUAUUUAGAAAAUAAAGAACAGAUUGGAAAAGUGGAUGAAAUAUUUGGACAACUUAGAGAUUUUUAUUUUUCAGUUAAAUUGUCAGAAAACAUGAAGGCAUCUUCCUUUAAAAAACUACAGAAGUUUUAUAUAGACCCAUAUAAGCUGCUGCCAUUGCAGAGGUUUUUACCUCGACCUCCAGGUGAGAAGGGACCUCCAAGAGGCGGUGGCAGGGGAGGUCGAGGAGGAGGAAGAGGCGGAGGUGGCAGAGGUGGUAGAGGUGGUGGUUUUAGAGGAGGAAGAGGUGGAGGUUUCAGAGGAGGAAGAGGGGGUGGUGGUUUCAGAGGAAGAGGACAUUAAGUGUAACAGUUGACAGAGACUUCACCAGUUGACUUCUGCCUCCAUGAUAUACUUCUGUGGGUCAGAAACUUGUUUCUUGGGCCAGUCCUGAAGAACCGAUCACUUUAUGACAGUGGAACUCAGAUGUCAACAUCAUGCAAAAACGAGAGCGGCAGAACAGGCAAUUUUGCUCUAAAAGAGUAUGAAUAAGUGUUUUAAUGUUUUUACAAUGCUUGGAACUGUGUGGGUGUUUAAUAAAGGGACCUCUUUCAUUUGAAGUAUAUUUGAAUUUUUAAAAUAAAGUAUCUUAUUCCUUUAAGUUA
This is a messenger RNA of Vicugna pacos (alpaca), 1232 nucleotides long. RefSeq names its product GAR1 ribonucleoprotein (gene GAR1). Gene Ontology annotation, biological process: snoRNA guided rRNA pseudouridine synthesis; ribosome biogenesis. Gene Ontology annotation, molecular function: box H/ACA snoRNA binding. Gene Ontology annotation, cellular component: box H/ACA snoRNP complex. NCBI's taxonomy places the organism in Eukaryota, Metazoa, Chordata, Mammalia, Artiodactyla, Camelidae. The record is from RefSeq and is a predicted model, not a curated record.